UGUGUUUCUUUAUUAUAUAGUCGCCCCUCCAAGGAAAGGAAAGACAACAGUAAAGUUAUGACACGAGGAAUCCAGUUGUUGUAGCACUUCAUAGAUGAGAUGCCCUCCUAUUUCCUCACCUACCGGGGAUACUAAACUGAAAUGUUAUUUUGUGAGAUGACGGCAUGACUGAUUCAAACGAUCUGAAAAUGACAACAACCAACAUUUUCUCAGCAAUACAGUUAAGGCGGCCACAGGCACGGAAUGGGUGGGACACAUUACAGAAAACAAUGAAUUUUGCGUAAUUCGAGAACUGCCACUAAAGCACUUACUGUUCGGGCGUAUUUUAAAUAAAGUUCUACAUUCAAACUAACAGGAAAUGUCAUCAACUUUAUCAUGGCGACUUACAGAAGAAAGUAGCUGUUACCUAUAUGAAUGCUUUAGUAGUCUGUGUAAAACAGAUUGUCUGGGUUUGCCAUGAGUGACGUUGUGGAAAAGACACUUAUUGCAUUCCCGAGCCUGCUGUCCUUGGAUUCGAAGGGUGGAGCAGGGUCGCUUUCUGUUACUUCCAGAUUAGGGAGUCUAAUCAGAAAUAUUACAUCUCUUACAUCGAAACAUGAAGAAGAAAAAUUAAUUCGGAGAGAGCUAGCUUCCCUGAAAGAACAAGUUGCAUCCCCUAAUACAACACUGAAACAGAUGAAAGAAUGCAUAGUGAGACUUGUUUAUUGUGAAAUGUUGGGCUAUGAAGCCUCAUUUGGAUAUAUUCAUGCUAUUAAACUAGCUCAGCAAGGAAGUCUUCUGGAAAAAAGAGUUGGUUACUUGGCAGUUUCUUUGUUUUUACAUGAAAACCAUGAAUUGCUGCUUCUGCUUGUCAACACAGUUCUGAAGGAUUUGCAGAGUACAAAUUUAGUAGAGGUCUGCAUAGCACUUACUGUUGUCAGUCAGGUCUUCCCACGAGACAUGAUCCCAGCUGUUCUUCCACUCAUUGAAGAUAAGCUGCAACAUUCUAAGGAAAUUAUAAGACGAAAAGCAGUACUUGCUUUGUACAAGUUCUAUCUUAUUGCACCAAAUCAAGUGCAACACAUACACGACAAGUUUCAGAAAGCACUGUGUGACAGAGAUGCUGGAGUCAUGGCUGCUUCUUUGCACAUCUACCAUCAGAUGAUAAAGCAAAACCCAUCUGGGUACAAGGAUUUAACCAGAAGCUUUGUGGACAUACUGAAGCAAGUAGUUGGAGGGAAACUUCCAUUAGAUUUCAGUUAUCAUAAUGUACCAGCACCGUGGUUACAGAUACAGCUGCUGAGAAUUCUAGGGUUGCUGGGAAAGGAUGACCAGAGGAUGAGUGAAGUAAUGUAUGAUGUCUUGGACGAAUCUUUGAGAAGGGCUGAAAUUAAUCACAACAUAACAUAUGCUAUUUUGUUUGAGUGUGUGCGGACAAUUUAUACCAUCUAUCCCAAGUCAGAUCUGCUUGAGAAAGCUGCUAUGUGUGUGGGUAAAUUUGUUUUGUCACCUAAAAUAACACUAAAAUAUUUAGGACUUAAGGCUCUUACUUCUGUAGUGCAGCAGGACCCCAAGCUUGCGCUCCAGCAUCAGAUGACAAUAAUUGAGUGUCUUGACCACCCUGAUCCCAUUAUAAAAAUGGAGACCUUGGAGCUUCUUUAUCGAAUUACAAAUGAGCAGAAUGUGAUGAUUAUAGUUCAGAAAAUGCUAGACUACCUCAAAAAGAGCAAAGACGAGUAUACCACAAUUAACAUUGUCGGCAAAGUGGCAGAACUGGCAGAAAAAUAUGCUCCCAACAACGAGUGGUUUGUUCAGACCAUGAAUGCUGUGUUUUCAGCUGGAGGAGACAUAAUACACAGUGAUAUCCCCAACAAUUUUCUAAGGCUGCUGGCUGAAGGAGUUGGAGAAGAAGAAGAAGACAGAAAAUUAAGACUGUAUGCAAUCCAGACUUUUCUAACACUCCUAGAGAAAGAGCACGUUUAUUAUCCACAAAGACUUUUACAAGUUAUGAGCUGGAUUCUAGGAGAAUAUUCUUACCUCAAGACAGAUGUACAAUUAGAAGAUGUUGUGGAAAAACUGAGCAAACUGCUUAAACAGAAUUCUGUGACCAGUGAGACUAAAGCUUGGAUUAUAGCUGCAAUAACUAAAUUAUCUGCAGCUAACAGUUGUUCUGAAACAAUUACUUCAGUAGUACAAGAGUACAGCACUUCCUUGAAUACUUGUCUUCGGCAACACGCCUUUGAACUGAAACAUCUGAAUGAGGAUAAGCUUGUAGUGUGUCAGGUGUUUCCAGGGGAUCGGAGCUGCAAUAUUGUGGUGGAUGCAUCUUUGUCAUUCUUGGAUGGCUUUGUUGCUGAUGCACUGGGACAGGGAGCUGCAGCUUACAAACCACGCCAUCAGAGACAAGAAGAGACACUGGCACAGGAGAAAGCUCUGAAUUUUGAACCAUAUGGACUACCAUUUCAUGUAAGCCCUCCUUCCUUGUCUGUUACUGGUCGACAGUCUCCAACAGGUCUUUCAGUCAGUUCGGAGCUUUCUGAUAACAGCACGGAAACAGGAAAGAAAGGAUCUGAUGGGCUAAAACUUGAAGGUGUAAAAAAAGUGUGGGGUAAAGAAGGAUAUCUUCCCCAAAAGGAAGCCAACAAAGAGACUUUGAUUCAAACCCUUCCUGUUUCUCAGGACAGCACAGUUGUGGGAUACACAUCUAAUGGUUCUCCAUUAAAGAAUGACCAUCUUGUUACGGAGGGAGAAAAGAAAAAGCAGCAGCUAGCAUCAUCAUUAUUUCUUGGACUAGGAUCUAGCAGCUCAAUCAACCUGAUGGGAACACCAGAUAAACCACAGAAAUUCAGAAGGAAAGCCAGAACAAAUGAAGCUCAGAAUAAUGGCAGAAAACUUGUCAGUAUUCAGAAUUCUACUCCGUCAUCUUUUAGCUUACCAUCAGAGCUUUUUAACAGUACAGACAUAGCAAUACCAACUCAGCAAAAUGAACCUGCACCUGUUUCUUCUGACAUCAUGGAGUCACCUCUGAUGGCUGACAAUACACUGUCUGAAAUGGAGGUGAAACUACAUGGAAAUCUUUCCGAUUCUAUGAAGGAGCCUUCCUCAUCAUUAACUUUGUUUGAACAUGAUAACAUGGAAAUUGUAGCAUGUUCGCUCCCUCUGCAUGAAUCUGUGUCUCAACCAGUGGAUCAGACUCCUUUUUUAGCAAUAGAACUGGCUGAAUAUGCACAUUCUAAAGUUGUAAGUCUUUGCACUAAUGAAGUUAUCACAGUGCACUUUUGUAAAGUUUGGAAACAUGACACUCUAGAAGUAUUUAUAUUUAUAACAAAUACAACAAUGUCGGCUGUUAGAACAUUUGAGAUGAAAAUAUCUCAUAGUGAAGAAUUACAGGUUACUGGGAACCUAAACUGUCAUUUUGAAAAAAUUGAACCCCACACUUCAUUAAGCUGCCAGUAUUGUGUACAGAUGAAAAGACCAUGCACCCAGGAGGUUUUAUCUGGUCAUAUAAUAUACCAUUUGGAUCACGAUUUAUCUACUGAGCUACAAUUUACAGUAAAUUUAGUAUUAUCAGAUUUCAUCAGGCCACUACAACUUUCAACUGAAGAAUUUGGUGAUCUGUGGCUCUCUCAUUCUAAUGAUGUGAAACAGAAUGUAAAACUACUGCUGGAUACCAAGAAUCUUCUAAGCAUAGCACUUGAAACACUGAAAGAAAAAUUAAGGCUACAUGUUGUUGCCAUCAUAGGUAAGGAAGGAAUAGUAGCCUGCCAGCUGCUUCCAUCAACCAUCUGUCUCAUACACUGCCGGGUUCAUGCUGGAAUGUUGACUUUGUGGUUGAGGUCAUCUUCAUCUGUUCUGCCUGACUGUUUGUUGUAUCAUUGUCAAAAAGUGAUGGAAGAGCUUCACUUAUGAGUUCUGUUUCUGAAGAGUGUGAUGUGUUACAUUGGGAAGUUAGAUGAUAAGGUGUCUGCAGUAGCCUUCCUUUGAAGCAUUUCCUAACAGUGAUGGCAGGCGAGUCUGUUAUUGGAAUGCCAGUGCCUCUUGAAAGACAAAGGCAAGGCUGAUCUGCGCUGUUGAUUGCUCUUACAGGACACAGUGUUACACAUUACAGUAACAUUUAUGCACUAUUUCUAACCAGUAUAUCAUUGCAUUUUUUGAAAAAGCAGAGCAUCUCACUUGUGCCUACUCAGGAAAUGCCACCAUUUUUUCACACAAGUUUUCUUUUAUGAUGCACUUUCUUGUAGUUUUUGAAUGUUUUUUUAUGUUGAAGUUUUUUUCUAAGCAUGGCUUGAAUGUCAAGCUUGGAAGUACAUGUUCCCAUUUUCUAGUCAUUGCACUGACUAAGGUGUUUAUAAAGCUCUGAGAUUUUAUAGUUUUAAAGUGUGGACCUGAUCAUUAUUUAAAGACAUGGAAAAUGCAGCAAAUUGCUUUUGAGGUGUUAACAAUGUAAUUUCACUUACUGUGGAAAAUAAUAAUGAAUAUUUGACUGUAACACUGCAGAAUCCUUCAAACAGAUCUAGGAAGCAGAAGCAGCUUUAUCAGUGAUGUGCCAUGUUCUAACAGUUGUUAGUUCAAUACAUUGCCCUGCUCCAGCUGCUUUUCAUAGCUCUGAAUACUUGCAUUCCCACUUAAGUAUCAACCUGUUUUUUGAAAAAGAAGACUGGUACAUAAUUUCCCUGGUAUUCCAUUUAAGUAAAUGUGUUGGUUUAUUUUUAAUUUGGUUUCCCAGAAAUAAGGCAUUGUUGCAGUGGAGUCCUUUUGCAAUGGCAGGAAACAUGCUGUGUGUCGAGAAGAGUGCAAGGAGGAUGGAGGAGAGCUCUAUUUGGCAUUGUAAAUUAUACCUGCAGAAUGUCAUUCUUCAUUUUUGAUGACUCAGAAGUAAGCUCUCUGGAGCAUUCACUUUCUUCAUGGCAACUUCUGAAUUAAAAGAGUAGCCAAAUUAAAGCAAGUUGAUGAAGA
Messenger RNA from Protopterus annectens (West African lungfish), 4935 nucleotides. It is a transcript of the gene AP4E1, whose product is annotated as adaptor related protein complex 4 subunit epsilon 1. Gene Ontology annotation, cellular component: membrane coat; AP-4 adaptor complex. The transcript has 21 exons. Gene Ontology annotation, biological process: receptor-mediated endocytosis; intracellular protein transport. NCBI's taxonomy places the organism in Eukaryota, Metazoa, Chordata, Ceratodontiformes, Protopteridae. The record is from RefSeq and is a predicted model, not a curated record. Bases 457 to 3888 code for a protein of 1143 amino acids. Gene Ontology annotation, molecular function: cargo adaptor activity.